AUGUCCGCGAUCCUGCGCCUCAUCGAGUUCACUAUCGAUGGCGGGGAGAGCAAGCGACUCGUGCCGCUCAAGCUCUUCUUCGCCAUUCACUACUGCGCCUUCUCCACGCAGACCUACCUGCCUAUCUACUUCGACCACACGGAGCACUUUGACAAGAUGCAGAUCGGCAUCUUGUUGACGCUCCCGUGCGUCUGCGCUAUCAUCGCUCCCCCCAUUUGGGGCGGCGUGGCCGACUUGAUCAAGAACCAGAAGCUUGUGCAUAUUUUUUGCCUCGUCACGACCGCACUCUUCAUGUUCUCGCUGCGCUUUGUGUCCACCUUCAACGUCAUGUGCCUCAUGCUCUUCGUAGCCAACUUCCAGACGCAACCUACGUGGUCGCUCCUGGAUCAGACGGCUAUGACGAUGCUCGUGCACAUUGGCGGCGUCUACGGCAAGCAGCGACUCUACGGUGCAGUCGGCUACGGUAUCGGCGGCUACUUCGCCGGUCUCAUGGCCGCCGCCAUCGGCAUCGCCUGGUGCUUCAACAUGGUCCUCGGUCUCUCCGUCAUCUCGCUCUUCAUCCUGCUACGCUUCAUCUCCGCCUACCAACCAGACGAAGACGGCGCCAAGACCGACUACCUCCAGUCACUCGCCAUUAUCUGGGACCAACCGGAUGUGCUUAUCCUGUACAUUGUGGUAUUAUUGGCUGGUAUCAUGGGAGGCCUCAUCGAUAGUUGCUUUGUAGACUUCAAUCCUGUCCGGGCAAACGACACGGAGACUGUGUCGGGAGUCUAUCAUCGGCCACUGGAGUACCAUUCUUCGGAAGUUGCCCACUUCUUCUUCUCCAACAAGAUCUUCGAACGCUUCGGAACGCCAAACUGCAUCAUCUUCAGUAUUGUGGCUUAUGGCAUCCGAAUGAUCGUCUACACGUACGCGCACAACCCGUGGGUGUGGCUACCGUUCGAGGUCCUACACGGCAUGACCUUCGGGCUGCUGUGGGCUGCCUUCACCAAUUACAUUUUCCAGUCCUCACCCGAGGGUACGGAGGGCACAAUGAUCGGUCUCCUAACUGCUGUGCAAAGGGGCAUGGGCGCUGCCUGCUCGACACUGAUGGGCGGCUACAUGUACGAGCACUUUGGUGGGCGUGCCAUGUGGGGCACUGGCGCCUUUGUGGUCUUCCCGGCUGCAUUUUUGUUUGCUCUCAUCUUCGCGUGGCUUGCUCGUGAAUACCCUGAAAAGAGUGCGGCAACCCAUGAAAAGUGGGGAAGCUCGUCCAGCUUGUGCUCGAUCGACAUCAACGAGCGCAUCACAAAGAAAAACGGCUACACGAAGAUUGACGGUGUGCCACAAGACGUGUAG
Phytophthora infestans T30-4 is the source of this 1338-nucleotide messenger RNA. RefSeq names its product Major Facilitator Superfamily (MFS). The record is from RefSeq and is a predicted model, not a curated record. Lineage: Eukaryota; Oomycota; Peronosporomycetes; Peronosporales; Peronosporaceae. Bases 1 to 1338 code for a protein of 445 amino acids. Gene Ontology annotation, molecular function: transmembrane transporter activity. The transcript has 3 exons. Gene Ontology annotation, cellular component: membrane.